Molecule: messenger RNA, 3579 nt
Organism: Schistosoma haematobium
Lineage: Eukaryota; Metazoa; Platyhelminthes; Trematoda; Strigeidida; Schistosomatidae
Gene: PGRMC2
Product: Membrane-associated progesterone receptor component 2
Exons: 3
Coding region: 453-1025 (190 amino acids)
Cellular component (GO): endomembrane system; membrane
Source: RefSeq, a predicted model, not a curated record
CUUGUACCAAUAUUCAUGUGUCCAAAUAAAUAAAUAAAUAGUAACAAAUCAGGUCCCACUCGAAUAUCGGUAUUAUCAUGUCUUCGAGCCCUCUUUAACAAAAAUCUCGUUAUUUCUCCGAUCCUACGAUUACCUUAAGGAGUCUAUAUGGUGAGCGUUCCAUAUUUUCGUCAGUUUUGUGGCCUGAACUGCUAUAUGUUUGUCUGGUAGGGUGUUGUGAAUAAAUGCCCCAACCUCUUCCAAAUCAUACUCGUGUCUAAUAUUUGAAUCAGGGUCGUUUGAUUCUUUCAAAUUAAUUCAACAGUCUCUUAAUACUGAAAUCCAGUCACUGAGGCUCCUUUGAGAUUCUGGAAUAUCAGAAGGACAAUCACAUCUUUUUGUAACUUCACUGUUGCAGUACAACAAAGUUUGUUGUUUGAAGUGACGAACACAUUUCAAAAGUUGUCCCUACAAUGGGGAAGGAUGGCCCAAAGCAGAGGGAUUACGUUGUGGCUGUGAUAGAUGCAGUCAAGUGUCCUAUUAACAUAACAUUGUUCCUCAUAUGCAUUUUACUCGUUUAUUUAAGUCUGAGGCCACUGUUAAGAAAAAAGAAAUCUCAGAAAUGUGAAGUCCCGAAAAUGGGGAAACGUGAUUUCACAUUAGAGGAACUUCAGAGCUUCGAUGGCAGUGGCGAACAUAAGAGAAUAUUAAUCGCAGUUAAUGGUAAGAUAUUCGAUGUCACGAACAAGGGACAGGGAUUUUAUGGCAAGGGCGCACCGUAUGCUGCUUUUGCCGGUAGAGAUGCAUCAAGAGCACUUGCGUGCUUCAACCUUGAAACAAAAAAUGACUAUGACGAUCUUUCUGAUCUUACUGCUGAUCAAAUGCAAACCCUGAGGGAAUGGGAACUGCAGUUUUCCGAGCGUUAUGAUCAUGUUGGGCGACUUUUGAAGCCAGGAGAGCCUCAUCGGGUUUAUGAAGUCAAUGAUGGAGAAGAUGACGUUGGAACCAACCAUGUUCAAAGUGCACUUAAGAAAAAAGUAACUUGAAAGUGUCUACUUCUGUUCUAAGUAUCUUAUGUAUCUAAACUUAGAAUAUGAUUUUCUUAUCUGGACUGAUCAUCCAUGAUGCCUACAUUACAACUCUCAGUUAUUAUUUUUGACUUGGUUUUCGAUCCGUGCAAUAAUAAAACCGUUAAAUGAAACACUCGUCCACACAAAUAUGUGCACCAUAGAGUGAAUCUCUUAAAAUUCAAACAUAAAUCUACAUUUCCGGGUAUUUGUUUAUUGUAUUCUGUUCUUAUAAUUACAAAUCAUUUUGAAUACACUAUAUGUUUGAUCUGGUUGCUACUGCUUAAUCAUAAUGUAAAUAUUUGUAACUUUCCACAAAUAUACAUGUUAAAAGCUUAUUUUCAUCCCAGAGCCUCAUUUUUCGUUGCUCGGAUUCAUGUUACCAAUACUCAGCUGGUGACAUGAUUAUAUCUGGCGUUCAGGCAAGUUUCGUUCAUAAGCCUCUACGAUCAGUUUUAAAAGUUCAUCAAUUAGGUUUACUAAAAAACCUCAAAUUAAUGCAAAAUAAACCAUUUAUCUGGUCAAGAGACAUAGACUUAUGUGGAAAAAUGUAAUCAACCAACUUUACUGUUAUAUGUAGUCAUUUUACCACUGAUCCCGUCUAUGUAUAACGCUCGUUCAUUUUUAACCGCCGACCUGGAUCUGAAUUAUGCCAUUUUAUGCACCAAAUGGAUCUUCCGUCCUGAUGGUCGACAAAUUCAUCUAUUAAAACUGACCAGUCAGUAAAUGAUUCAAAACACAUUUGAUAUUCUGUAAUUAGCGAACUUGAGUUGAUUAUUUAAAACAGAACCAAACAUUAUGGCAGGUUGAAAAAGAUGUUACGUAUACUAUUAAAUAAGGCUAAUGUUGAUGUUGGCAAGAAAACGUCGGAAAUGACUGGUAAUGUGAAGUAGAGGUAACUAACAAUUAUGAGACACUAUACAAUCAUGAUGGAGAUAAUGAGUGAUUCUAUAAAGCCGAAAAUCAAAUCAAUGCGUAAACAUCAAUAAUGUUAUGCAAAAAAUAAAAGUAUUCCUGUACAACUCUUUACUUGUACAAGGAGAGGCUUGCCACACUUUCCAUCUGCCCACAUAGAUUAGGUCUAAAACGUUUGAUCGUAGUAACCUCUACAAAGCGGAGUAUAGUUGAUGUUUGUUCGUCAAUUAUUUUGAAUGCUUUAGAAGAUAUUCACAUCGUGUCCACUAUUUAUUAAGUGCCUAAUAAUUAUAUAUGUGUAAAUUUACUACUUAUCAGGCAUAGUCUCUCGAGAACAUGUUCAGAAAAAAACCGUUAAAGCACCUUUUCAGUCCUUUUUGUAUAAAUGCCACCAAACUUAUGUUCAAAUUGGUAAGUGGGUAUGGAAGUGGCGUUAGAAAGGUGUUGAUCUACUUUUAAGUGGUGUCAUAUAAUGAAGCCAGUUAACCUGCAGGGAAGAGUUGUUUGUACAAUGCUUUAUUUCACAUAGUGAUCGGUAUGAGGAUUACCCUAAUAAGGUUAGUCGUCCAAACUAUCAUUACUUAAAUAAGAAAAUACGUAACAACAGUAUACUGAGUUAGAAAUGGUGGUAAACAACGUUGAAGUAUUAGUAUUAGACGAGUCAAUGCUACCGUUCUCCAUAUUUACAGUUUGUAAGAAAGUCUAUCAAAAUUUAGUCUGCUUAAGAGUUUUGUAAUAAAGUGUUUAAGAAUUCUGUUUGCAACUGCUCUGUGUUUAUUCGAAAAUAAAUUUCUUAAAAUAACGCUUAUUUAGGUGAUAAAGGUAAAUUGAUAGUGGCCGCCGAUUGAUUAGUUCGAAUAUGAUUACAUUCGUUCUCAAAAGCUGGCUUAUUCAUUAACAAGACGUCAUGUUAUUAGUAGUCGUUUAUGUCAGUCAGUCAGCUACAACGUAGGACCAGGCACAUAUGUGCAUCGAUCCAGGUUGCCAUACCGCAUCAGCACACAAGAUGAACACCGGAUUCAUAGCAGUGGUUAGGUCAAAGGUGGUAAUAUAUAAGAGAAAGAUUGCAUAUAGAGAUAUAGUACAAGAAGAAAGGAUUGGUUCGUAGAAAGAAAUAUAUGAAGUGAUUUUAAUCUCUUAGUUUAAGGAAAGACAGAGUGUAUACACCUACGCCACUGUCAUCAAUUCUGAACAAUGUCACCAAGAGUCUCCAACCAUUGGUUACGAUAGUCACGCGGACCCCAACCAAGUAGUCUGCAUCUACCAACAUGGCUCAGACUAGAAGUUAGUGACUUCAAGCACUGAUGCCACGUUUUGAUUUGGCCGCCCCUAACUUUCUUCCAACCAUCUCCAAUACCGGAUAGCAUUGCACGUCGUGGUAAUCGGUGUUCAGGCAUACGUAACACGUGGCCCAACCAUCUCAGUCGAUGAAGAUUCAUAACCUCAUCAACUGAUUUACCAUCAUCUAAUACCCUGCGUCUAACCUCACUAUUACUUACCCUCUGAUCCCAGCAGACGCCAGCAAUAUUUCUAAGACAUCUGUGGUCAAAUACUAGUAGCUUACGAGUGUCUUCUACUCUUAAUGGCCAUGUUUCGCUGCCGUAAAGUAGAACAGAAC